CAACACGGAAGUUCUCCUGUGAGCUUCAAGCUGGAACUUGCUCCUUGGAGCAAUUGAAGUCCAGGGGAGGGAGUGGACUUUGCAAAGGAUACGAGAAAGGAAGGAAUUGCAGCCAGAAAUCUCAAAACAAGAUCCGAUAGAGACAAUCAAUUCAUUGGCACGGGAGUCUCAUCAGCCUUUGAAUCUUGCAGGAUUUUUUAAUUCUCUUCUGUCCUGCCUGCUUCGAAAGGUUUCAAAUAUCAGUGAGACUGAGGCACACAGACCUGACUGAGAGUGUCCCAGUGAACUGACUGUGGGAAGAGCUUCAAUCGGUUACGCAGUCUGAAAUAGCAACACCCCAUUCGCAGCAGCAAGAGACAGAACACAUUGUGUGGAAAAUCUGUCAGUAAUACCAGCAUCUCCAUACUGCGCAUGCUACUCGGUGUCAGCAGCCACAACUCGGUGUCAGCAAAACACUGCGCAUGCUCAUGUAACACACGGAAACGCCCCACGACUUUGUUUCGCUGGACCAAUGGGAGGACCGGAUGGAGACUGGUCCUCCUGCCAAUCACAUUAAACCCACAGUCUGGAUGCGGAAGUUGGUCCAUGAGCUUCUGCUCCUGCUCCUCUCUCUCUGAAUGAAGAUUGAGCUUCACCCCAGACUGCAACUUCCGUCCUCUGUCCAACAUCGGAAGACCUGCGGAAAGAAACUUGAAAGCAAUUGAUCCAUCAACUUCUGACAGAGCUCCUUGAUUCAUUGGAACUUGAAUAUCAGCAGCCAUUCAAGUUGAGAGGAAAUGUUUGCUUUGGUCUGCUUGAGAGAUGGUGCAGCAGGAAGAAUACGGAGACACCCGAGUGAGGGAGAUUCGGUGCGCUGUCUGUGAAAAGUGCUUCAAACCAUUUACUCAGCUUGGGGGAAUCAAAAUCUCACCCCUCACGGUGGGGAGAGACCGUGUACCCGUUCUGCUUGUAAUUUCAAACCCAGAGUGACACAAGGAAAGCUCUCCCCAUGGAGAAACCGUGGAAAUGUGGGGACUGUGGGAAAGGGUUCCCUUCCCCUUCGGUGCUGGAAAUUCACAGACGUGUUCACACCGGGGAGAAGCCGUUUGUCUGCCACUGUUGCGGGAAAGGAUUCAUUCAGUUGUCUCAGCUGCAGACACACCAGCGGGUUCACACCGGGGAGAAGCCGUUCACCUGCUCAGUGUGCGGGAAGGGAUUCGCGAAUUCUUCCAACCUGAGGGCACACCAGCGGGUCCACACUGGAGAGAAGCCCUUCACGUGCUUGGUAUGCGGGAAGAGGUUCGCUCAUUCAUCUACACUGCUGAUCCACAAGCGGAUCCACACUGGGGAGAGGCCGUUCACUUGCUCCGAGUGCGGGAAGGCUUUCCGUCGUACGAGCAACUUGCGGAAGCACGAGCGGGUGCACACGGGGGAGAGGCCCUUCAGGUGCCCCGAGUGCGGGCAGGGGUUCAGUCAGAUGAGUGACCUGCGUAAUCACGAGCGGAUCCACACGGGGGAGAGGCCCUUCACCUGCCCCGAGUGCGGGAAGGCAUUCCGUAAUGUCGGCAAUCUGCGGAUGCACCAGCGGGUCCACACGGGGGAGAAGCCGUUCACUUGCCCCCAGUGCGGAAAGGCCUUCCGUCAUGUGGGCGACCUGCGGAAGCACCAGCGGCUCCACACUGGGGAGAGGCCGUACACCUGCACCGAGUGUGGGAAGAGAUUCCAUCAUCUGCGCAACUUGCGGAAUCACGAGCGGGUCCACACGGGGGAGAGGCCGUUCACUUGCCCAGAGUGCGGGAAGGGAUUCCUUGAUUCUUCUGGCCUGCAGACCCACCGUCGGGUCCACACCGGGGAGAGGCCAUUCACCUGCCCAGAGUGCGGGAAGGGAUUCCUUGAUUCUUCCGGGCUGCUGACCCACCAGCGGGUCCACACCGGGGAGAGGCCGUUCACUUGCCCAGAGUGCGGGAAGGGAUUCCUUGAUUCUUCCGGGCUGCUGACCCACCAGCGGGUCCACACCGGGGAGAGGCCAUUCACCUGCCCAGAGUGCGGGAAGGGAUUCCUUGAUUCUUCUGGCCUGCAGACCCACUGGCGGGUCCACACCGGGGAGAGGCCGUUCACCUGCUCUGUGUGCGGGAAGGGCUUCAGUCAUGUGGGCAAUUUACGGCAGCAUGAGCGAGUCCACACAGGGGAGAGGCCGUUCACCUGCCCCGUGUGUGGGAAGGGAUUUAUCAAUUCUUCCAGCCUGCUGACUCACCAGCGGGUCCACACCGGGGAGAGGCCAUUCACCUGCUCCGUGUGCGGAAAAGGCUUCACCCGCUCCUCCCACCUCCAGAGACACCAGCGAAUUCACACCGGGGAGAGGCCGUUCUCCUGCCCCAAGUGUGGGAAGGAAUUUACCAAUUCCUCCGCUCUGAGGAGGCACCAGUGGGUCCACACCGGGGAGAGGCCCUUCAGCUGCCCCGAGUGUGGGAAGGCCUUCAGCAAUUCCUCCGCCCUGCUGAGGCACCAGCGUGUCCACACUGGGGAGAGGCUGUUCUCCUGCCCCGAGUGCGGGAAGGGGUUCAGCGAUUCCUCUGCCCUGCUGACCCACCGGCGGGUCCACACUGGGGAGAGGCCCUUCAGCUGCCCCGAGUGUGGGAAGGCCUUCACGCAGGCCUCCGUCCUGCUGGCCCACCGGCGCGUCCACACUGGGGAGAGGCCCUUCACUUGCGCUGAGUGUAGGAAGGCCUUCAGCAAUUCCUCCCACCUGCUGACCCACCAGCGGGUCCACACCGGCGAGAGGCCCUUCAGCUGCCCUGAAUGCGGGAAGGGCUUCAGCAAUUCCUCUGACUUACUAAAGCACCGGUGGGUCCACAGCGAGGAAAGGCCAUUCAGCUGUCCCGAGUGCGGGAAGGGCUUUACUCAGGCCUCCAACCUGCUGACCCACCAGCGGGUCCACACUGGUGAGCGGCCCUUCAGCUGCCCCGAGUGUGGGAAGGCCUUCACCCAGGCCUCCGCCCUGCUGAGGCACCAGCGGGUCCACACUGGCGAGAAGCCUUUCCCCUGCCUCGAGUGUGGGAAGGGGUUCACGUUGUCCUGCAACUUGCAGAGGCACCAGCGGGGGCACCACUGUUCCCAACAACCAGAUUGCGCCGGUGACGCUGCUGUGGGUCACCCCCAGGACUGAACCUCCUGCCUGCUCUGACAGUGGGAGAGUCGGUGGGCUUUUGUUUUUUUUUUUGUUUUGUUUUCUGCUGGACUGCAAGCACACCCCAAAAUGCCACUGUGGCUCAGCGAUUAGCAGUGCUGCCUCAAGCACCAGGCACAUGGCUUUGAUUCCACCUUGUGACAACUGUCUGUGUGGAGUUUGCGCAUUCUCCCCCAGUGUCUGCAUGGAUUUCCUCCCACAGUCCAAAGAUGUGCAGGUUGGGGUGUAUUGGCCAAGCUAAAUUGUCUCAUAGUGUUCAGGGCUUUGUAGGUGUGGUUCCAGCAAUAAAUUUUCAGCUUUGAUCUCCAGCGUCUGCAGACCUCACUUUCUCCUCGAAGAUUUCAACCUACUGCGAAUCCUC
Messenger RNA from Chiloscyllium plagiosum (whitespotted bambooshark), 3527 nucleotides. The record is from RefSeq and is a predicted model, not a curated record. NCBI's taxonomy places the organism in Eukaryota, Metazoa, Chordata, Chondrichthyes, Orectolobiformes, Hemiscylliidae.